Molecule: messenger RNA, 1353 nt
Organism: Solanum tuberosum (potato)
Lineage: Eukaryota; Viridiplantae; Streptophyta; Magnoliopsida; Solanales; Solanaceae
Product: glucan endo-1,3-beta-glucosidase 8-like
Exons: 3
Coding region: 1-1353 (450 amino acids)
Biological process (GO): carbohydrate metabolic process
Molecular function (GO): hydrolase activity, hydrolyzing O-glycosyl compounds
Source: RefSeq, a predicted model, not a curated record
AUGGCAACACAAGUGAAUAGCUUUGUGGGCAUAACAUGGGGCAGGCUACAAACACAACAAUUGGUUCCAUCAAUGGUUGUUGAUUUGCUUUUACAAAAUAAGAUUCCACAAUUGAGAUUAAUGACUUCAGGAUAUGAUAUCAUUGAGAUAUUUUCAGGAACUAAUAUUAGCCUCAGUGUUACUAUGGGAAAUCAAUUUGUGUGGCAAGCAAAUAGAAAUGAUCUUGCAUAUGUAUGGGUGAAUGAUAGAAUCAAGGAUCCAAUCAACAAAGGUGUCAAUAUAGUAGAAGUAACUGUUGGUUCAGAACCAUUUUCGAAUACGUUCUUAAAAGAGGCAAAUAACAAUCAAGUGGUGCCGGUGUUAAAACUCAUACGAGAAACCCUAGAUGAUAUGAAGUUAGGGCACGUCAGAGCGACGACCGGCCAUGGCAUGGAUGUGUUAAAGGUCUCAAAAUUUCCAUCAGAGGCAGACUUUCGUGAUGACAUAAAAAAACCUAUGCUUGAAUCCCUAGAAGAGUUCAAUCGAACCGGAGUCCCUUUUGUUCUCUACAUGUUCCCUAUUCAUUUUGUUAAAGAGAUAAUGAAUUACACCAUGGAAUUCGCGUUCAUGGAUAACAAGAGUGGGUUCAAAAUCGUAGAUGGUAAUAUUACAUACACAAAUGCAGUGGAGUUAAUGAUCGAUUCUCUUGCGUGGGCAUUAAAGAAAGCAGGAUAUCCUGAUAUGAAAAUUAUGAUUGGUCAAAUUGGAUGGCCUACAGAUGGAUAUCCACAUGCAAAUAUUAAAAAUGCAGAGAGAUUUCAUAAGGGGUUAUUAAAAUAUGUAGCAUCAAAAAAAGGAACACCACUUAGGCCAGGGCCUCUUGACAUAUAUCUUCAUAGCUUGUCAGAUGAGAAUGAAUUUCGUACAAUAUUUGGUACAUUUCAAAGGCAUUGGGGCAUUUACAGGGCAGAUGGAAAUCCAAAGUACAAGAUUGAUUUCUCAUUACAGGAUCGUGACGAGUAUCCUACAGAAGCUAAGGGCAUUGUGAAAAUGCCAAAUAGAUGGUGCAAGUUCAAUGGGGACACAUCAAACAUGUAUUUGGUGAACAAGAAUUAUGAUUUAGCAUGCAAAACUGCAGAUUGUACACGACUGGAAAAAGGAGCUUCAUGUGAUGGACUCAAAUUCGAAUCUAGAAUUUCUUAUGCUUUUAAUGCAUUUUUCCAAAAAUACAAACAAUCAUUAGAAAGAUGUGAUUUUGAUGGUUUAGGUAAAAUUGUAGCAACAAAUCCCUCUGUGGAAAAUUGUGAAUUUCCCAUUGAGAUAUUGGCAUUCCAAGAUCAAAUUGUUCAAAAUGGUAUGGUUUUAAGAAUUUGA